GAAAGGAGAUAUAGUAAGUUUUAAUUCAAUAGAUAUAUUAAAUAUCUAAUUUUUUUUUUUUUGGAAAUAGUUAAAAAUACAAGCCAAUGUGAACAAAUCUUGGAAAACGUCAAUGGAAGUAGGAGUCAAAGUAGAAGCCGAAUCACCUUUAUCUAGUGAACGUGUAUUUGUAGCACAUGCUUAUCUAACAUUUGUUGCCUUAUCACCACGACCUACACCACAUACAUAUCUUGGAAAACGAUUUGUACAAUAUAUGCCUAUUGCAGUACCACAUAUUAUCCCUAUGACGCCAAUGGAAACAAGAAGAUAUGAUAUGGCAGAAAAACGACGACAAAAUCGAUUAUCACGACCAAAAAUGGAUAGAUCUAAUAUUCGUGAAACAAUGCAAGCUUAUUCUCAAGGAUUAAAUUUACAUCAAACAAAAGAUGCACCUAUUCGUUCUCAUCCUGCAUUUACACCUCGUCAUAUGAUGAUGCAACAUGAACAAGAAGAAGAUACCAGACAUCAUCGAAGAUACUCUAUGGAUCCCAAAAUGUUACAACCUGUAGAUGCUAUGAAAAUGGAAGAUUCUUUUGCUGAAGUGGUUAAAUUGGUAAUGCCUCAACAUGCUAAUUCUCUUUCUAUUACUUUUGGUGGUCAGAUCAUUUCUUGGAUGGAACAAUGCGCUCUUAGUAGUGCUAAUCGAUUGGCCAAAGCUUAUUUAUUGACAGCAAGUAUUGAUUCUUUAAAUUUUAUUACAUCUACUCGUAUUGGAGAUGUUGUAACCAUUCGAUCCAUUGUAUCUAAAACUUACACUUCAUCUAUGGAAGUUUAUGUUAGUGUGGAAGCAGAAAAUUUACAAACAGGUCAAAUCAAUUUUACCAAUGAUGGAUUUUUUACUAUAACAGCUGUUGAUAGUGAUUUGGUACCAGUAGUGAUUCCUUGUGUAGUACCUCAAACUCAAGCUGAAAUAGAACUAUUUGAUGAAGGGAAUGAACGACGCAAUAAACGAUUAUUAUAUAGACAAGAAUUAUUAGAAUUAUUAGAUAGUCAUUCAUGAAAUAAAAACUAUAUUCUUUUUGGUCUUCAUAGUUUUGUACAACCACCCUUGCUACAAUCCCCAGUGAAUCUGACACUCAAUCUCCAAGCCAUUACGACUCAUCAGUGGACUGGCAGCGGUAUCUGAAUAUAAAAUUUUGUUGAUCAA
Halteromyces radiatus is the source of this 1186-nucleotide messenger RNA. RefSeq names its product HotDog domain-containing protein. Gene Ontology annotation, molecular function: thiolester hydrolase activity. NCBI's taxonomy places the organism in Eukaryota, Fungi, Mucoromycota, Mucoromycetes, Mucorales, Cunninghamellaceae. The record is from RefSeq and is a predicted model, not a curated record. Bases 113 to 1039 code for a protein of 308 amino acids. The transcript is spliced from 3 exons.